CUUUAUUUACACUGUGAUGGUUGACGUUGAACAGACACCAGCAUGCUGACCGACAUGAUGAAGGGAAACCUCACCAACGUGCUGCCCAUGAUUGUGAUUGGUGGAUGGAUCAACUGGGCGUUCUCUGGAUUCGUCAUAACUAAGGUCCCGUUCCCUCUGACUCUGAGGUUCAAGCCGAUGUUGCAGCGAGGAAUCGACCUGCUGUCACUGGACGCCUCCUGGGUGAGUUCAGCGUCGUGGUAUUUCCUGAAUGUGUUUGGUCUGAGGAGCAUGUACAGCCUCAUCCUGGGACAAGACAACGCUGCCGACCAAUCACGGGUCAUGCAGGACCAGAUGACGGGCGCUGCCAUGGCGAUGCCCCCCGACCCCAACAAGGCUUUUAAGGUGAGACAGAAACACAAAGAAUCCACGGUUCAUAUGUUCAAGAACAAAGAUAUUAUUCAUAUUAAACUAUUUAUAGAGUUAGAUUUCAGCAGGAUUGUUUCUGACGUCAGUGAUUCAAACAUUUCCAAUAACUCCACAGAGUGUUUUUAAAGAAGUAAAGUCAGUAUUGACUGACAAAACAUCAAUGCAAUCAUUUCCAAAAUUCAUGUUUCUAGCCAUCAAUAUUCGGCUUCGAUUAAUUUCUGUUGGCGUUUCAGAAACAUUUAGUGAGAUAUCAUAUUAAUAAGUUUCUUUUCUUUAGUGUCGAAUCGCCUGAAAAUAACAACCGUUGUGUGUUCGUUAGCUUAGCAUGAGUCGUCACCUUUCUACAGGAGCCCAGAACGGACAAACCCAAGAAGUUUCACCACUAGAGGCUCCAGAUUCUACUCACGAGACCUUUAGUCCCCAAAAACCUCCUAAUUUAAUCCCUCAUGUCCUCAUUUAAUCCCUCACGUCUUCAUUUAAUCCCUCACGUCCUCAUUUAAUCCCUCACAUCUUCAUUUAAUCCCUCACGUCCUCAUUUAAUCCCUCAC
Molecule: messenger RNA, 956 nt
Organism: Anarrhichthys ocellatus (wolf-eel)
Lineage: Eukaryota; Metazoa; Chordata; Actinopteri; Perciformes; Anarhichadidae
Product: ER membrane protein complex subunit 3-like
Exons: 4
Coding region: 43-534 (163 amino acids)
Biological process (GO): protein folding in endoplasmic reticulum
Cellular component (GO): membrane; EMC complex
Source: RefSeq, a predicted model, not a curated record